AUGGCUCCUCAACACUAUGAGACUCAGUCAGGCAACAAGACCUUCGCCAGAGUGACCGGGGCCGGCGUGGCUGGGAUGGCCGAGCUUUGCAUCUUUUAUCCGGUGGACACUCUGGCUAAGCGGCUGAUGAAUUCGAGUGUGGCUCUGAACAUGACCAACUGGCAAACGGUUGUUUUCCAACGAGAAUCCGGCACGGCUGCGAUCGGCGGCGUUCGAGGCUUCGUCGGCAAAUGGGCUGCACUGUUCCCCGGUUUCGGUUACGGCGCCCUGUACAAGAUCUCUCAACGAGUUUACAAGUUUGGUGGCCAACCUGUGGUGAAAGAAGGCCUGGACAAGUACGUUUUCCCAUCCGACAGGAGCCCAACUCAGCAGUUUUGGUGCAACGGCCUCAGUGGGUCUCUGAUAGGAGCUGGCGAAGUUGUCCUUCUCCCUCUAGACGUAUUGAAGAUCAAGUACCAGACUAACCCUGAGUAUCGCAAGCUCAACUUCGCCCAAGUUUGCCAACGUGAAGGUCUCUCGUCGCUUUAUGCCGGCGCAGGGGUGACCGCAGCAAGGAACAUAGCUGGCUCGUUCAUGCUUUUUGGUGUUAAUUACGCGGUUAAGCACAGCCUUACUGAUGCUCGUAAUGGCAAACCUGGCUUCGUUCACUUUGCGUUAUCGAGUACUGCUGGCUCUGUAGCCAGCAUCCUAGUCGCUUGCCCUCUGGACGUGGUCAAAACCAGACUUCAGUCGGGCAACUACGCGGGUUGCUCAGCAUUCCGCAUCAUCGCUGAUAUUACCGCUAAGGAAGGCGUUGGCGCUUUCUUCAAAGGAAGCAUACCGAAGGUGCUAUCGGUUGGUCCAAAGCUCACGUUCUCAUUUACUUUGGCUCAGUAUUUGAUUGACUAUAUGCAGAGACUAGCUUAG
Messenger RNA from Perkinsus marinus ATCC 50983, 906 nucleotides. RefSeq lists its product as hypothetical. NCBI's taxonomy places the organism in Eukaryota, Perkinsozoa, Perkinsida, Perkinsidae. The transcript has 8 exons. Gene Ontology annotation, cellular component: mitochondrion. Gene Ontology annotation, molecular function: guanine nucleotide transmembrane transporter activity. The record is from RefSeq and is a predicted model, not a curated record. Bases 1 to 906 code for a protein of 301 amino acids.